CUAUCUUCACGUUUGCUGAUGGUUGGUUGCUAGUUAUGUAAGGAGAAGGGCGAAGUGUGGUCGGAAGCGUGGAAAAACACGUGCAUUAUUUGUUUGGUCUCAAGUUAACGGUUUAUUUACGAAUAAAUCUGCACGUGCAUUCAUUCUACUGAACCAGACAGUUUGAUUUGUCAAGAAAAUUGGUAAACUGAGUUACGGUAGCAGGAUUCCUCGACGUCAGCUGAUUCCUCGAUUGCACUGCAGACAUCGACAAGAUUAAGAAGUAAUAACUUGAACAGUAACAGAGAGGAAUAUUAUCAGCUUUUAGCAACAUCAUCAUGUCAGCAGUUGAAGUACUAAAAUCUAGUGAGAAUAACAAUAGUACUAAUUCCCCGAUAAAACCUGGAGAUGAGGCCAUUCAACCAUCAGAAGCAGCACACGAAGAUACAGAUUUGAACAUGUCGGAAGAUCCACAAAACAAAAUGGAGGACACAACAGAUUACAAACAAGAGGUGCUGGUAACCAAGGAGAUGUUAGAGGAAGAAAAAAGGCUGGAGGAAGAAGGAGAACGAAAAGAAAGAGAAAUGCAAGAACAGCAUGAUCAGUUAUGGAAACAGAUGUCCGAUGAUGAACAUGCGGAGAAAUAUCGUAAAUUACAAUAUCUACUCACCAAGAGUAACAUGUACACAGAAUAUCUCAUCAGUCGAAUGAAAAAACAAAGAGAAGAGAAACAGUUGAGAGAAGAAAAGAAAUUAAAGCGAUUGGCUAGUAAAAAACAACAAGAAGAAACUACAAAAGCUAAGGAAUCCACAGAACAGAAAGACAAUGAGUCAGCCGAAAAGGAAAAUAGAAUUAAAACCGUGCCUGAAGAAAAAAUUCCAUCUUCUCCUCGUCGUACUAGAACACCAAAAGUUAAUUCUGAUUUUGAAUACAGUCAGGAAUCUACCACCAGUAGACGUUCAGGAAGAAAUAAACCAGCAACACCUGGUACACCCAAUUCUAUCUCAACUCGUUUAAAGAAAAACACCACAAUAGAUUCAUAUUUUACCUCAAGUCAGGAGUCAAAUAGUCAAAAAUCAGGAACAUCAGGACAAAAAGGCAGGAAACGUAAAUCGGAACCGAUAGAAGAAGAAGCAGUAAAUAUGGAAGUUUUCAAUAGUCAGGAAUCUCAGAAUUCUUUAUCUUCUAAUAGAUCUCAGCGUGGUAAGAAGAAAGUGAAAACAGAAAAACUCACAGAAGUCUCUAAAGUAGAAGAGAUGGCAGAAAAUAAAAUAGAAAUAAACAAUAAUGUUGCUGACAAGAGUAAGGAAAAUAAUGAAGGAACCACAGUAAAGAAGAAAAAGAACACAGAAACUAAGGAUGAACCCACAGAAAAGAAGGAAACUGAGGAUGAAACUAAGGAUGAGUUGACAGAAAAGAUGGAAGGGGAUGAAAAACGUAUUAUAAAUGGUCAAGAAGUUCCCGAGUUACAACCUGUGUUAUUUACUGGCGGUGUUUUACGAGAUUAUCAAGCUGCUGGAUUUGAUUGGCUGCAGGUAUUAUAUGAGAAUGGUAUAAAUGGUAUUUUAGCAGAUGAAAUGGGUUUAGGUAAAACUGUACAGUGUGUUGCCAUGGUAGCACAUUUAGUAAAUAUGAACGUCAUUGGUCCGUUCCUGAUCGUUGGACCCCUUUCAACUCUACCUAACUGGCUGUCAGAAUUUAAAAGAUUUACUCCAAAGAUACCGGUUAUGUUAUAUCACGGUACGAAGCAAGAACGGAGCGACAUGAGAAAUAAGAUAAGACGUAAGGUGAAGGUCAGCGAGGGUAUCGAAGUACGACCUGUCAUUAUAACAUCGUAUGAGAUGGCUAUGAUUGACAAGAGAUUUUUAGCCAAUCAUGAAUGGAGAUAUCUGAUAGUUGAUGAAGGACAUCGGAUUAAAAAUAACCAAUGCAGAUUAGUCAAAGAACUGAAAACCUAUGAUUCUACACAUCGAUUAUUGCUAACAGGAACUCCAUUACAGAAUAAUUUAGCAGAGUUAUGGUCCUUGCUGAACUUUCUUUUGCCAGAAAUCUUUGAUGAUUUAGGAAGUUUCGAGUCGUGGUUUGAUAUACAGAAUAUUAGUGAUGAAGCAGCCAACGAGAAGAUUGUAGCUGACGAGAAACAGAAUAAUAUAUUAUCAAUGUUACAUCAGAUUUUACGUCCCUUCAUGUUGCGAAGAUUAAAAACGGACGUUGAUCUGUGUAUUCCACCGAAGAAAGAAAUCCUGGUUUAUGCGCCGAUGGCUGAACUACAACAAGAACUAUAUAAAUAUACAGUAGAUAGAACUAUACUAGAAAAAAUAGAAGAAAAAAAUUAUGGUGUAGAGGAGAUAGAAUAUUCUGAACAUGGUCGACCAAAGAGAAAGAGUUGUGGUAAAGUCAACUAUGAGUUGAUGUUUGAACAGAAGGAUGAAUCCGCUGGUGUUGAUGGAUUACCUGGUAAAAGAAAACGAGGUAGAGAAUUAGAAAAGGAAGAAGAAGAUUUGGAGGCCUGGAUUACAGCCAUCAGUGAAAUGAACAAUAAAUCUACGGGUAAAACUAGGGAGAAGAAAUCUCAGGUAACGGUUCGUCUACAGAACAUAAUGAUGCAGCUACGUAAAUGUGUUAAUCAUCCAUAUCUAUUGGAACAUCCGAUUGAUCCGGAAACUGGGUAUCUAAAAACGGACGAGACUACUGUCACAACAUCCGGUAAAAUGAUGGUGCUGGAUAAAAUGUUACCAGAACUUAAAAAGAGGGGUCAUAAGGUGUUAAUAUUUAGUCAGAUGACUCGUAUGAUGGAUUUAUUAGAAGAUUAUUGUGAAUUACGAGAUUAUAAUUAUUGUAGACUCGAUGGAUCUUGUUCUAUACAAAAUAGAAGAGAACAGAUGGAGUUAUUUAAUGAUAAAGAUGGUGAUAUGUUUUUAUUUUUAUUGAGUACAAGAGCUGGUGGAUUAGGUAUAAAUCUUGUAGGAGCUGAUACCUGUAUUAUAUAUGAUAGUGAUUGGAAUCCACAGUGUGAUUUACAGGCCCAGGAUAGAUGUCAUAGGAUCGGACAAACUCGUCCGGUGGUUGUUUAUAGGUUUGUGACAGCUAAUACCAUCGACCAGAAAAUAGUAGAAAGGGCGGGAGCUAAACGAAAACUAGAAAAAAUGGUCAUACAGAAAGGUAAAUUUAAGAAUGGUAUAACAGCAUUUACAACCGAUGUAAAACCAAUCAGUCCAGAAGAAUUAUUGGAACUGUUAAAAUCUCAGGAUCAUUCUUCUAUCAUGAGUGGGAAAGAAGGCUCUCAGAUAGACCAGUCAGAUUUAGAUGUACUAUUAGAUAGAUCCGAUCUUUAUGAAAAAUGGGAGGCGAAAAAACAAAAUAACGGUAAAAAGAAGACAACGAAAUCAAAGAAAAAGCAAACCAAGAAAGAAGUGGAAGGAAAAUUCUUCAAAGUUGUAGAUAUUUAUGAUGAUGAUGACGACAGCCGUUCAAGUACGGGAUCUGGAACUUCUAAGAAACAAUGUUAAUACUUUUAUUACCAUGAGUAAAAUACAAAACAGUGCUAAAUACAAAAUAGGAUUUGUAUACUAGAGGCAGAUAGUGUAGACAUUUGUUAAGAUUUUUUAUUUUAUCAAACAUUUUUAGAAGACUGACUUUUUUCUUUUUUUAAGAGAAUAACAGAAGUUUUCAAAGGAUAAAUGUGGAUAUGACUAAUAUGGUCGUUCUAGUUCAUGACAAAAUGGUGUGAUGAUACAUAGAACCAAAAUAAAACAGUGCUAUCUAGACAGGAAUUGAGAGAUAAUACUCUCCAAUUUAAAGUAGUUGUAUACAUUGAUGUCGACCGCGUCCAAUAAGUUAUCUCUCUUUGUUACAAAAUCUUAUUUUAUGGGGUUAACUGUUACCUGAUAACUGAUGGGUAUGCGUAGUGUUGCCUGGCAACGUAUGUUUUUGAUAUAUGUUUUGUUAAUGUAAGAUUAUGCAUAUGUAAAUACAGAUAGUUUGAAAACCUUGCCAAGUACAGUAUUGUGAAUGUUGAAUCUCUAAAUUCCAAUUAAAACCGAGCGGAGAGAUUAUCUUCAAUGUAUGUUUUCGUUUCUUGAUAAUCGAUCCGAGUACAUUUAGCAUGAAAAUUUGAUAUUUUCUGAAAAAUGGGAAUUAUAAUCAGACACUUUAAAUCAUAGGUAAUAUAGAAUUGUCUGAGUAUAUAUAUAUUAAAUCUUUACUUCAUAAGGCCAUACAAGAAAAAUAUUCUGGUUUUCAGACAGUCCUUAACAAAAAUCUGAUGAGGGAGGUUUUUUUUGUGUUUUUAUUUUGUAAAAGUAUCACUACUUGGUUAAAUGACUUCUAUAUGCAUCAAAUUGUUGUUUAUAGGAAUGUAUGAUUAUCCAGUAUCAUUUAUGAUUGUCAUCGACAUUUAUUUGGUGACUUGUGUCCUGGAUAAAUGAGCCUAUGGAUUCAUUCAAUUUUUAUAGGAAUGUAUGAUUAUCCAGUAUCAUUUAUCUCAUUUUGUUUAUAGGAAUGUAUGAUUAUCCAGUAUCAUUUAUCUCAUGUUGUAUAUAGGAAUGUAUGAUUAUCCAGUAUCAUUUAUCUCAUGUUGUAUAUUGGAAUGUAUAAUUAUCCAGUAUCACUUAUCUCAUGUUGUUUAUAGGAAUGUAGGAUUAUCCAGUAUCAUUUAUCUCAUCAUGUUGUUUAUAGGAAUGUAGGAUUAUCCAGUAUCAUUUAUAAUUGUCAUUAACAUUUAUUAGGGUUGUGUACCUGAUAAAUGAGCCUAUGUCAACAUUUCUGGAUUCAUUAAAAAAUUUGUGCGGUAAUUAUAAGAAGACUGUCGAGAGUCCCUUUUUGAGUGACGGUUGUACGUGACAAGGAGUAGGGUUGCCUGUCCAACCUCGUGGGUUUUCUCCUGCUGCUAUAGACCCCUAUGCGCAAAUGAAUUAUUGAAAUAAAAUUGAACCAUAUGUUAGUCCCGAAAUUACCUAGUUUAAGUGAUAUAGGAUUAUCUGAGACUGAGAACCACAAUAUUUUUUUGAUAUGACCUAACUGAUCAAGCUGUGCCAUUGAAAGAUUAAGAGAUGUAUCUAUAUAAAACUUGUCUACAAGAAGAUUAAGAUUAUAUAAUAUGUAUGGAUGACAUUUUAUAAAUUGUUUUCUCUUUAAAUAUACAUUAAUAAAUUCUGUUAAAUCUUA
Patella vulgata (common limpet) is the source of this 5145-nucleotide messenger RNA. RefSeq names its product lymphocyte-specific helicase. Bases 318 to 3488 code for a protein of 1056 amino acids. Gene Ontology annotation, biological process: negative regulation of gene expression via chromosomal CpG island methylation; DNA methylation-dependent constitutive heterochromatin formation; lymphocyte proliferation. Lineage: Eukaryota; Metazoa; Mollusca; Gastropoda; Patellidae. The record is from RefSeq and is a predicted model, not a curated record. Gene Ontology annotation, cellular component: nucleus; pericentric heterochromatin. Gene Ontology annotation, molecular function: ATP binding; chromatin binding; ATP-dependent chromatin remodeler activity. The transcript has 21 exons.